Messenger RNA from Brienomyrus brachyistius, 2083 nucleotides. RefSeq names its product riboflavin transporter 2-like. Gene Ontology annotation, cellular component: plasma membrane. Gene Ontology annotation, molecular function: riboflavin transmembrane transporter activity. Bases 129 to 1484 code for a protein of 451 amino acids. The record is from RefSeq and is a predicted model, not a curated record. The transcript is spliced from 4 exons. Gene Ontology annotation, biological process: riboflavin transport. Lineage: Eukaryota; Metazoa; Chordata; Actinopteri; Osteoglossiformes; Mormyridae.
AACCGCAAACCAUCACGAGGCCUCCACAUCUCCCUGACCCAAGACCCGUAAAAUUCCAGGGUGGCCGUCCCUUCACCAGCUGUCCUGCAGCAUACCUUGCUCUCACCUUGCCACCGGUCCCGCUCACCAUGUCGUUUCGGACACACGUGCUCGCUUGCAUGUUCGGCAUGGGCUCCUGGGUGGCUAUCAAUGGCAUGUGGGUGGAGCUUCCUCUCAUCGUCCCCUACAUCCCUGAGAGCUGGCACCUGCCUGCUUACCUGACUGUUCUCAUCCAGGUGGCCAAUGUGGGCCCCCUGCUGGUCACGCUGCUGCACCGCUUCCGGCCGGGCGUCGUAAAUGAGCGGUCGGUCAUCUACGCCAUUGCGGCCGUGGGCUGCCUGGCCUGCCUCCUGCUGGCCUUCCUGUGGCACUACACGGUGGAGGUGGCGGGCGGCCCUCACAGCGUACCCCUGCUGGCGCUCACCUUCUUCCUGUCAGUGGUGGACUGUACCUCCUCCGUCACCUUCCUACCCUUCAUGAUGCACCUUGAGUCUCACUACCUCACCACAUACUUUAUCGGGGAGGGGCUGAGUGGACUUGUGCCGGCAUUGGCUGCGCUGGUCCAGGGUGUGGGUGUGGUUCACUGUCACAACGCUACCCAGAAGGACAACGGGACUCGGGUCAAUGCCUCGGAAGCAGGCCUCACCCUGGAGCUGGAGGCCCACUACCAGCCUGCUAAUUUCUCCACCCAAACCUUCUUCAUCUUCCUCACCACCAUGAUGGUGGCAUCCAUGUGGGCCUUCCAUCUUCUGAACCGUCACCCAUCUGUAAGGCAGGAGCACAUGGGCAACGGAUACCUGGCAGGACAGAAGGAGGAGCCAGGACUCAGACUGCAGAGCCCAUUGGAACCAAAACCCAUGAUCACACCAGUGAACUGCCACCAGGGGGAGCAGAGGAGCGCCUUUGGCACUGGCACUUACAGCACGACGGAGAUGCUGUUCAUCUUUGUGGUCCUGGCGUGGGUGAAUGCACUCACCAACACCGUCCUGCCCUCUGUCCAGACGUACUCUUGCCUCCCCUAUGGCAACAAGGCCUAUCAUCUAGCGGCUGCCAUGGGUGCAUUAGCUAAUCCGUUAGCUUGCUUCAUUGCCAUGUUUGUGCCCAUAAGGUCACUGAUGCUGAUGGGGUUUCUCACCCUGACCGGCACGAGCAUUGGGGCUUACAUAAUGUUCAUAGCGGCAAUGAGCCCCUGUCCGCUUCUGGUCCACAGCGCAUCAGGAACGGUCCUCAUUGUUGCAGCCUGGAUUCUCUUUGUAUUAACGCUAUCCUAUGUGAAAGUGAUCAUUGGGGUAAUCCUGCGAGAUGAAGGACAUAGCGCCCUCGUGUGGUGUGGAGCGGUAGUGCAACUGGGAUCUAUGCUUGGAGCCUUAACAAUGUUUCCCCUUGUUAGUGUGCACAGUCUCUUUACAUCAGGAGACCCUUGUAACACUAGAUGUCCACUUUAGAGAUGCAAUCAAGUUGUCUUGGUUAUUUUUUAAGUUAUGGGUGGAUGUGUCCAGGACACAGUUUGUUUCUAUAUCUUUGUAGGUUCAAAUAGUUGUAUCCGCGUUUAGGGUCAUGGGGGGCCUCGAGCCUAUCCCAAUCAGCAUUGGGCACAAAGCAGGGGUAUACCCUGGUUAGGAUAUCAUGUACAUUUAUAUGACACAUGCAUGUCUUGUCAAAACCCUGGCACCCUCUUCUUACUGUAAGUCAAUGGGUAUGAAUUAGCGAUGGCCAAAUGAAGACUCAUGAACCAUUUGUUAUAUUUUUUGACCCCACUAGAUGGUGCUCUUGGCUUGCUUUUGAUCAUGCUUUGAGCCCUUUUUUUAACAGACAGCACCAUCCAGUAGGGUCAGAAAAUACAGCAAGUGGUCCGUGAAACUACAUUCGGCCAUCACUAGUGUGAGUGAUAUUUUAUUUUGCUUUAGCCUGAAACAUCCUGCAGGACCCCAUCAUCAGGCCAACAGAAUGUCUCUGGGAUGAGCUGUGGCACAGAAACAGAAGGAGAUGCAGACAGAUCCUUCAUAGGUGAGCAUCAGGUGAGCACAAAAGCACCAGCUUCCCG